UUUGGUAACUCAAUAAAUAUGUUAGCAUUGUUGUUGUUGCAUUUGAAGCAUUUGUAAACAAACCUCUAAAUGCAACAGGCAGCAUUUUGUUUUACACGGUUUAGUAUACAGCUGUAAAUAAUUCACAAUGGGAAAAUUUAAAAGUGCAAUUAAGGUGUAAUUAAAGCAACAGUCAGUGUUUUUCAUAAACUUCUGCCCCUCUCUGCAGCAUCUCUAUGUUACAGUAAACUGUCUUGUAAAGAAGGCCACAGCGGUCCAACCUAUGAGUCCAUGCAGACUGUGUUUGAUCGCAUACCCUUCAGACCAGCAGUAAAUCUCAGCAAUCCCACCAUAACCAACAUCUCCUUCACUCUGUAUGCAGUCUUGGGGGUGUACUGGCAGCAUGAAUUCCUGGUUUGGGACCCUGAUGAGUGCGACGGUGUUACCAAGAUCUCUCUCCCUGUUAAGGAGCUCUGGUCUCCGGACAUUAUUGUGUAUGAGUUCGUGGAUGAUGAUGUCUCCCAAGCCUGCCCUUACGUCUACGUCAACCACACGGGUCACAUCCGCUGGGACAGGAUGCUGCGGCUCGUUUCAGCCUGCAACCUGGAGAUCUUCAGUUUUCCUUUUGACGUGCAGAACUGCACGUUUACAUUCGGCUCCUACAUGCACACCAUAAAGGAUGUAAGGGUCAGUCCAGCCCUGACCUUUAAGGAGAUGUCUGGAAACUCAAAGCGUUACCUGGAAGCCAGUGGAGAGUGGGAGCUGGUGGACAUACUGGGAGAGACGUCCAUACUCCAGUUUGGGAUUGACGAGUGGGACAUUAUCACCUUCUGGGUGGUCAUCAAGCGACGUCCAGUGCUCUACGUGGUCAACCUGCUCAUCCCCAGCUCUUUCCUCAUGCUCAUCGACAUCCUAUCCUUCUACCUGCCCCCCCACAGCGUCGACCGCGCCUCCUUCAAGAUGACCCUCAUCCUGGGCUACACCGUCUUUCUGCUCAUCAUGAACGACCUGCUGCCCAGCACGGCAAAUGGCACGCCCAUCAUAGGUAUCUAUUUCUCAGUGUGUCUGGCCCUCAUGGUCAUCAGUCUACUGGAGACAGUCAUCAUUACCAAUGUUCUCCACCACAACUCCAUGAAAUAUCAAGAGGUUCCAAACUGGGUCCGGGUGGUUGUCCUCAAACACAUAGCCACCCUGAUCUGCUACCGCUGGCCAGAGGAGGUCCAGCCCCCUGCUGGACCACAGAGGGAUAAACCUGAAAGCUCAAAUGAUAGCUCGGGCCCGUGGAUCAUCCAACCAGCCAGCCACACGCCUUCCCAGCACUCAACCAACAAUGAAGGUACGCAACAGAUACAGUACAUGACAAAUACAACUUUUCUAUUACUUUUGCCAGACAAAGCUCCUCACAUGGGUGGAGAAAAAAGUAUAGCGGCUCUGCCUGAACUGCAACAGAUCUGUCAAUACCUGGGCGACCUACGUGCCCACCUCACCUCAUUACAGAAGGAGAGCGAGCUGCAGGACCAGUGGUGCCAUGUGGGAUAUGUCCUCGACUUCCUCCUCUUCCGCAUCUAUCUGCUGCUCAUCUCCUGCUACGCCCUGGUCAUCAUCUCCAUGUGGUGCAUCUGGAUCAGUUUUGUAGCAGCAUUAAACUGCACCAGCCCGACUCCUGAAUCCUUGAUGAAUGCACUUGAUAACGAAUUAUUCCCUAAACUCCUCAUCCGACCUGUAAAAAGCUUUUCAGCUCCAGUGAACGUAUCUGUCGCUAUCACUGUGUUGGGAAUUGCAGGAGUGGAUGAAAAAUCCCAAAUCCUGACAACAGUCUUAUGGCAGGUCCUGGAAUGGGAUAUAGAGGAACUGAGCUGGGAUGAGAAGGAAUGUGGAACUAAGAGAGUCUCUGUCCCUCGGGAAAAGCUUUGGGUCCCAGACAUCCAUAUCGCACAGUUCAUGGAUGAGGACAAAUCUCCCCAAACUCCCUAUGUCUAUUUAUACAACACAGGUCAUGUUUAUGAUGAUAAGCCGAGGAGAGUGGUCAGCUCCUGCCAAUUGGGAAUCUACACUUUUCCCUUCGAUGUCCAAAACUGCUCCCUGACCUUUGGAUCAUAUCUACACUAUGCUAAGGACAUCAAGGUGUUUCCAGGCGCCACACCUGAGGAUAUUCUGCAAGAGUCCAGAGAGGUGCUGGAGACUAACGGGGAGUGGGAGCUGGCAGACGUCGGUUUAGCUCUCUCUAACCUGGCAUUUCAAGAGGGAAAGUAUUCUGAGGUCACAUUCUUUUUGAUUUUAAGACGAAGACCACUCCCCUACGUGGUGAACCUGCUGAUUCCCAGUUGCUUCCUCAUCACAGUGGAUCUGUUCAGCUUCCUGCUGCCUCCUGAAAGUGUGGACCGAUCCUCCUUCAAGAUGACCCUCAUCCUGGGCUACACCGUCUUCCUGCUCAUCAUGAAUGACUUGCUGCCUGUCACUGGGGAAUCAACACCUCUCAUCAAUGUUUUCUUCUCCGUCAGUCUCGCUCUGAUGGUGGCCAGUCUGCUGGAGACGGUGUUCAUCACUAAUGUCCAGUUUAGGUCCAGCCAGCACACUGCAGUGCCUCACUGGCUCAGCAUCUUCGUGUUAAGAUAUCUAGCUUUUGUCGUUUGCAUACCUCCAAUGAAAAAGAGCAACCGAGUCACAGUCUCCUUCAACCGAUUCACUGGAGACUUAGAUAUGAAUAACGACCUCAGCAGCAUCUCAGUGAGAGAUGUUCAGAGCGUCUUCAGUGGCACACCUCAAGAGAAACCCCAUCCGGCCUCUCCGGAGCCAGACCUGGAUGAGCUGAGGAAGCUGAGCAGAGAUCUCACGGCCAUCCGCAUCCAGAUUGACAAACACUUCCAGGGGAGCAAGUCCGCGCAGGAAUGGCAAAUGAUCGGGAUAGUGAUCGACCGUCUGCUGUUCAGCUUGUACAUCAUCUUCAUCUCUGCCAGCUUCAUCACCAUCGUAGGUAUCUGGAUCUGGAACAACUCAUAUACAGUAUGAAAAAGAAACUGAAAGGUUUUUCAGUCCUGUCUGGGACACCUCAGUGACAUUACUGAAACUGUACCGAUGCUGCAAUUCAUUCAGAUUUUCCUUGUAUCAACUUUGACCAAAAUGGUGGCAAAAGUUGCCAAAUCUAAAAGUCUGACCUAACGCCCACACUUGAGUAGUUAGUGCAUGUUCAUGUACCACCAAGUGACUCCCAUGACAUGUAGUGCACUUAAAUAUUAAAGAAACUGUAUGUUUGA
Lates calcarifer (barramundi perch) is the source of this 3233-nucleotide messenger RNA. Its product is annotated as 5-hydroxytryptamine receptor 3A-like. Gene Ontology annotation, cellular component: membrane; synapse; neuron projection. Gene Ontology annotation, biological process: chemical synaptic transmission; signal transduction; regulation of membrane potential. Lineage: Eukaryota; Metazoa; Chordata; Actinopteri; Centropomidae. Gene Ontology annotation, molecular function: extracellular ligand-gated monoatomic ion channel activity; neurotransmitter receptor activity; transmembrane signaling receptor activity. The record is from RefSeq and is a predicted model, not a curated record.